AUGGCUACUGGUCAAGCUUUCAAAAAGGAGCACUUCUUUCGUGUUCUCUUUGGCAUUGUGCUUGGCUUAUUGUGUCUGGUCUUCUGGCCGCACAGCUUGAAACUGUCUGGCUCUAGUAUUGCUCGCCGCGCUUCCACUGUUGACAGCUUAGAAGUCAAUAACCACGUUUCCAUCUCUGCCCGAGAUGAUUACUCCUGCAGUGCUAGCAAUCCCUGCAGCAAUGGAGCUUGCUGCGGUGCCAGUGGCUACUGUGGCUACGGUGAUACAUACUGUGGCAAGGGGUGUGUCUCAAACUGCGAUGCUAUUGCAGAGUGCGGAAAGUACACGCAGCCUGCGAACAAGACAUGCCCACUCAACACUUGCUGUAGCGAAUUUGGAUUUUGCGGGACAACGAAAGACUUCUGCAAUGAUGCUUGCCAGAGCAACUGUCAUCUGAAUGUCACUGUCCCGGCAGGUGGAUCCUCAAGCGGUGUACUGCAAAACAAGGUCAUCGGCUAUUACGAGGCAUGGAUGGCUCGUAAGAGCUGCCACAAAAUCAAGCCGGUCAACUUGCCAUUGGAUGCACUGACUCAUGUAAACUUUGCAUUUGCAUCGAUUGAUCCUUCCACAUAUCAGGUCGUUGCGAUGGACUCGGCAACUCCGACAAGUCUCUUCUCAGAUGUGACCAACCUCAAGUCUGUGAAGGAAGAUAUCAAGGUCUAUGUCAGCAUUGGAGGGUGGACUUUCUCUGAUAACGGCACCGACACACAGCCCGUGUUCGGAGAUAUCGCUGCAUCCACGAGCAAUCGCAAAAAGUUCGCCAAUAAUGUGGUACACUUCAUGCGUCAAUACGGGUUUGACGGUGUCGAUCUUGAUUGGGAAUAUCCUGGUGCUGGUGACCGAGGUGGCAAGGCCAGAGACACAGAAAACUACGUCCUCUUGCUCAAGACCCUCAAAGAGGUUUUCGAUGAUAGCGGAAACAAGUAUGGGCUGACCUUCACAGCCCCUUCGUCAUACUGGUAUCUUCGAUGGUUUGAUCUCCCAAAAAUGGUCAAGUACGCGGAUUGGAUUAAUAUCAUGACAUACGAUCUUCAUGGAGUGUGGGAUGCCUCCAAUCCGAUUGGAAGUAUUUUGCAGGGACAUACUAAUCUGACUGAGAUCAAGAGUGCCCUCGAUCUUUUUUGGAGGGUUGAGGUCCCUCCCUCGAAAGUGGUCCUGGGUCUUGGAUUUUACGGUCGUGCGUUCACCCUUCAAGAUAAGGAAUGUUCAAAGCCCGGUUGUGCAUUCAAGGGUGCCUCGGGCCCUGGGUCCUGCUCGGAUACAGCUGGUAUGCUCGCGUACUAUGAGAUUGCCAGCAUUCUGCAGGGAACCUCGAAGAAACGAGCCACCAUCUCCCCAGUCCACGAUAAGGAGGCUGCAGUCAACUAUUUCACCUUUGAUGACAAUCAGUGGGUUUCAUACGAUGACAAGACUACAUUCAAGCAAAAGGUCUCCUGGGCGGAUGAAGUCGGGCUGGGAGGGGCAAUGAUCUGGGCAUCUGACUUGGACACCGAUAAAUACGAUGCCCAUACAGACCUCAUUGAUCGAGAAAUCAUAUCGACAUCAACACUCAAGCUUGAGAACAAGGCAAAGGCAAAUCCCGGGACAACCGUCGAAGAUUUGUUUGCGUUCACAGGGCAGAAAUGCUUCAAGCACACAGGGAAAUGUCUCAAAAUUGACGAUACAAAAGCCAUGUCCAAAGCAUGUGGCAGCGGCUAUACUGUUGUCGGCUGGGACGACGCAGGGUGCGGAAAGUCCAACUGCCAUUGCGGAAAGCCGAUUUGUUGCCCAACUGGUGCCGCCCCGAAGAACUGCAUGUGGCGUGGACAGGAUACUGGCCAAAAGGGAGCUAGUUCUGACUGCAGCGGGCAAUGUGCCGCGGGAGAAAUCAACGUUGCCGGCAUUCGCUCUUCUUGGGGUGGCGGGUAUCUCAACGAUAAAAACACGGGCAAGUGCGGUCGUGGCUAUAAGGCAUUCUGCUGUCCAGACCCUGACUACAAGCAAGUUACCAAGACUUGCUCUUGGGCCAAGUGUGGGGAGAACUGCCCACCCAGAAAAUCUGCUGUUCUAACAAAGUAUGACGAAUGUUAUUCCAAAGGACGAAAGUAUUGUUGUUCCGAUCCAGCGGAGCUGGUCAGUUGCCAAUGGGAGAAUGGAAGCGGCGGUGACGGCGAUUGCGCGAAUGCCGUGUGCAAUUCAACUCAAGUUGAGAUCGCCAAGUCUACCUUAGGUGAUGGCAGUACCUCUUGUGAAUGGGGCCGACAACGGUCAGGAUGCUGUACAGUGACGAAGGCGCCAACCCGCAAGGCAACCUGCACUUACAACAUCUGCGACUUGGAUUCCGACUAUUGCUAUUCCGAUCCGCUUCUUUAUAAGAGAGACGAUCAAGACACCCCAGACUCCGAUUACAGUGGUGACGACUCCAGCAUCGCCAAACGUGCUGGUAGAGAACGCAAGACAUUCAAAAUUGUACUUGGGACAUUCAGCUACUGGAUCGCGGGCUAUCCAAGCAUUGGCAAGCUCUUAAAUCCGGAAAAAUACGGAGCUGCUUUACUCACAAAGGCUUUCCGAACGCGGAGCGGCUUUUGCGCAGGCUCUACGCUGGAUAUCGUCAACUUGCCGAAAAAUCCUACUGAAAAGCAACGAAAAGAUCUUGACACAGAGCAUCCGCUUGACAAGGGGUUGCAGGGACUUUUCUACAAGUACAUGGGGAAUCGAGAGCUCCCAGGCGAUAGAUCCGCCAAUUUCCCAAAGAUUGAUCCCAAGUUCUGGGACAAAUUCAAUGAGCCCAAUGCAAAACUAGGUGCCAUGGCUCAAUUCGGCAAGGACCGCAAGGGAAAAAAGCCGAUGUCCCCGGCAGAGUAUUUGGCCGAAGCUUAUGGGUCCGAAAGGAACCCACGGCCCUUCAUGCCGGUUGAAAAUGGCCUGAAUAUUGCCAAAAGAGAUAUUUUCUUGGGCAAAUCUCCGGUCCAAGCUACAAAGCUCAGGAAAGCUGCAACGUCCGCUGUCAAAGCGGACACAGAUACAGCGGCAGACAAGAUGCUUUCGUUGCUUCAAACUGCCUUUUCCUCCUUUGAAUAUAUUCGAAAUGAGAUGUUUCUGGAGAGAUUCGACGGAGUGAUCGAUGAUACAUUCACAGCUUGGAGUAAUAUCGAGCAGGCGACUGAGACGUAUAACCUGCAGAAUUGGCACGGGUUGGUCUUGGAUGCUCAGUUCACGUAUGCCCUGGAUCAGGCACGUCGCUGGACACGGGAAUCAAUUCGAAUUGCCAGGGCUCCGUAUGUCGAAGCAUAUGAGGCCGGUCGCAGCUUGGCCACUUAUGAUCGUGUGAUGACUGCCUUGGAUCAGUUUGAGGAUCUUAUCUCGCAGAUUAAGAUGCCGGAUGUUACUUCCGAGGACUACAAGAAGCGGAAUCCCUAUAAUGGUGAGGGGCCAAGUGGAUCUAACUCAUGA
Molecule: messenger RNA, 3471 nt
Organism: Penicillium roqueforti
Lineage: Eukaryota; Fungi; Ascomycota; Eurotiomycetes; Eurotiales; Aspergillaceae
Product: CAZyme family GH18
Exons: 10
Coding region: 1-3471 (1156 amino acids)
Biological process (GO): carbohydrate metabolic process
Molecular function (GO): hydrolase activity, hydrolyzing O-glycosyl compounds; chitin binding
Source: RefSeq, a predicted model, not a curated record